CGCAAUGCUUCUUUGGCUUUUCUUUGCCAUGCGUUUUUCGGCAGUACAACAGGUCGAUCGGAGCGCAUUUUCCAGUCAUUCUGCAGUCAUAAAGUAAAUAUUGUCUCAGUACAGUUGCGAAAAGUACUUGAAAAAUGCAGGUGUCAAGUGCGAACGACGUGAAGAUAUACAACCUUAGCGCGGGCCGAUCGCUGCCAGAAUGGCUGUCGGACCGCAAGAAGCGCAUGCUGGCGAAGAAAAACGCGGAAAUACGGCAUCGCAUCGAGCUCAUCCAGGACUUGGAAAUGCCUGUCGUGAGUACCAACGUCGCCAUGUCGCGCGACGGCCAGUUCGUAAUGGUAACUGGCACCUACAAGCCACGCGUUCGCUGCUACGAAGUGUCGCAGCUGUCCAUGAAGUUCGAGCGCUGCUUCGACUCCGACGUCGUCACCUUCGACAUACUGAGCGACGACUACGCAAAGAUGGUGUUCCUACACUGUGACCGUUACGUCGAGUUCCACGCCGCAUACGGGCGCUACCACCGGGUGAGAAUUCCCAAGUUUGGCCGUGACAUGGCCUACUUGCCGGCGUCUUGCGAGCUCUACUUCGGCUGCGACGGCGCUGAAGUGUACCGGCUGAGCUUGGACCAAGGUCGCUUCAUGAAUCCCAUCACGACCGAGGCGACGGCUGUGAAUGUGUGUUGCGUCAACAGUUACCACAAUCUCGUUUGCCUGGGCACCCAAGAAGGCAAAGUGGAGGCCUUCGAUCCCAGAUCGAGGUCGCGAGUGGGCAUCCUCGAGUGCGCUCUCAACAGCGUCACCGAGGACACGGAAGUCGAUGGAAUGCCGUCGGUGACUGCGCUCACUUUCAAGGACUCCCUGACGCUGGGCGUCGGUACGGCGACGGGUCAGGUCCUGUUGUUCGACAUUCGCUCCGACAAGCCGCUGCUCGUGAAGGACCACCUGUACGGCUUGCCCGUCAAGAAGGUGGCCUUCCAUUCGGACGCCAACGUCGUUAUGAGCAUGGACUCGAAGGUGCUCAAGCUGUGGAACCCCACUUCGGGAAAGGCCUUCACGUCAGUCACGCCGGGCGUCGACUUGAACGACCUGUGCCUCGUGGGGAACUCUGGCUUGUUCUUUAUGGCGAACGAAGGCAAAAAAGUGCUGUCCUAUUACAUUCCGAGUCUGGGUCCCGCACCUCGCUGGUGCUCCUUCCUGGACAACCUGACCGAGGAGCUGGAGGAGACGCAUCAGGACACCGUGUACGACGACUACAAGUUCGUCACCCACAAGGAGCUCGAGAAUCUCGGCUUGGGCCACCUGGUGGGCACUAACCUCCUGCGAGCAUACAUGCAUGGCUACUUCCUCGACAUAAGACUCUACCACAAGGCAAAGGCAUUGGUGCAACCGUUUGCGUACGACGAGUACCGCAAGAGAAAGAUCAGAGACACCGUUGAAGCUGCGCGGAAGAACCGUGUCGAGAGCAAACUCAAGUUGCCAACGGUCAACAGGGAACUGGCGAAGAAGCUGCAAGAAGCAGUUGCAGCUCCAAGAAAGGCGCCGAAGACGACCCUCUUGGAGGACACACGCUUUAAAGCUAUAUUUGAAAACCCAGACUUCGAGGUUGACCCUGGCAGCGAAGAGUACAGACUGUUGAACCCACUCGUGAAGAGUCUGGACAAACGGCAAAAGAAUAAGGUGGCCGAGAGCGGCAUCAUGGAGCUGCUCGAUCCAGUCGAACAGAACGGCAGCUCUAGCGAAGAGGAGAGCUCGGACGAUGACAGAACGUGGACGAGAGAGGUGAAGAAAGAACACCGGAAGAUAAGGCAAGAAGCAAGAUCGACACCGGGAGUGCCCAAGAUGUACGAACUGAAGAGUGGCGUUGAGCUCCAUGGCGGAGUCCUUUCUGGAAAGACUGAAAGUGUGGCCACUGUGAAGAAGGCAGCACAGAAGCUGACUCUUGCUCAGAGACUGGAAAGAGAUAACGUGGGUACAGCAGUGGGUGCGGGUGGGAACAGGAUGAUGACGUUUGAAUCGAGGAGAACAAAAGUUGAGCGGGACCGGGAAGAGAAAGUGAAGGCACACAUGGCUGAGCGAAGGGAGGUUAGGCGUUCCACAAAAGGAUUGAAAAUGACAAGACUGCCUUGACGUUUGCCCUGUCUUGUAAAUAAUAAAGUGA
Messenger RNA from Rhipicephalus sanguineus (brown dog tick), 2157 nucleotides. It is a transcript of the gene l(2)34Fd, whose product is annotated as nucleolar protein 10. Gene Ontology annotation, biological process: maturation of SSU-rRNA from tricistronic rRNA transcript (SSU-rRNA, 5.8S rRNA, LSU-rRNA). The record is from RefSeq and is a predicted model, not a curated record. Lineage: Eukaryota; Metazoa; Arthropoda; Arachnida; Ixodida; Ixodidae. Gene Ontology annotation, cellular component: small-subunit processome; 90S preribosome; nucleolus. The coding region runs from base 135 to 2126 and encodes 663 amino acids. Gene Ontology annotation, molecular function: protein binding. The transcript has a single exon.